Molecule: messenger RNA, 9010 nt
Organism: Mytilus californianus (California mussel)
Lineage: Eukaryota; Metazoa; Mollusca; Bivalvia; Mytilida; Mytilidae
Product: gem-associated protein 5-like
Exons: 27
Coding region: 91-5628 (1845 amino acids)
Molecular function (GO): protein binding
Source: RefSeq, a predicted model, not a curated record
UAAUUCAACGUGCUUUUGACGAUUUUGCGGGAAGUGUACUAAAAUAUAAGAUUUUACUGAAUGUUGAUAUCUUAACAAACUUAUCAUAGCAUGGCAUUAUUGACUUUACCAGCGUCACCAAACUGGUACAUAAGCCAUACAGUGGGCUUCAAUAAAAGUGGUCUGCUUGUUUUUGCUGCUAGACAUGACGUUUUCAUAUACGACGCAUCAACAUUCCCAAUAGCCCAUAAAGGGGUUUAUUGUGGACACAGAGAAAAAGUGACGUGCGUCACAUUGCCAUCUACAACGGUAGAUCCAAACCAGAUACUGUGUUGCAGUGGUUCAGAGGACGGUAAAGUGUUUAUCUGGGAUGUCAACUCAUACGAGUUACUCUAUGAAACUGAAGCACAUGGUAAGGUCACAGCACUAACAUGGUCAGCUUUCAAUCACAUGCUAAUUGUAUUUGGAGAUGACAAAGGGGAGGUAACUUGCUGGAACUUCUGUGACAACAGAAUUGCAAGUUUCAAGGGAGAGAAGUCACCUGUGUUGACAACUGAAUUUUCAAAUUUAGAAGAAUUUACAUUAGCUGUUGGGUACAAGUCUGGUGUAGUGAUCUUGUAUGAUAUUAGAGAUGGAAGUUUAAUUCAUCGUUUGAGAGGGCAUGAUGAUGAGGUCCAUUCUAUUGCAUGGUGUCCUAUAUCAGGGGAGAAUUUUAAACCACAGAAAAUAUACAAAGACUUGGACAGACCUGAGGAGGAGAAUGAAACCAAUGUGAAUGAAACAGAAAUUAGCAAAGACUUUGGGGAAGAAGGACACCUGUUGGCCUCGGCAAGUAAAGACAGAACUAUUCGAAUAUGGAGUACAGUAAAAGGGAGACAACUUGCUUCAAUGAGGUUACCCAAAACUGGAGGCCCACCAGGUGAUACAGGAAGAGGCAAACUUUGGGCGGCCAUUGUUUGGUCAUACUCUGAUCCACAUAAUAUUGUCUCUAGUUCCUUUGGUGGUGACUUGUUGAUAUGGGAUUUAGCAGCUACAGGACAACAGAAAUGGCAGCCAUUUUCUGCAACAGACAAACGGCAACAACAUAACAGAAUAAUAUUUAACUUGAGGUUAGGAUUCACAGACAACAAUUUUAUGGCAACAACUUCUAUGGACAGACAGUUGAUAAUUUGGGAUGUGAAAAAGCGCAGACCAGUUCACUGUCAGCCUACCCUAGGAGGAUAUGUUUAUUGUGCCAGGACUUCUCCCAUAGAUCCAGGAAGAAUAGCUUUAGGAGUUGGGGACAAUAUGAUUAGAGUAUGGAACCUUAACAACAGUAAUAAUCCUUUUGAUGUUGUCACGUUGUGGCAGGGGAUUAGGUCAAAGGUCACAGCACUAUGUUGGCAUCCCAAGAAAGAGGGACUGUUAGCCUAUGGAACAGAUGAUGGAAGAGUGGGAAUAUAUGAUACUUUGGCAAAUAAGCCUCCGAGUGUUUCAUCCAACUACCACAAACGUACUGUUUAUGUUGUGUCGUGGGGUCCACAGUGUAUAAAGACAGAAGGUACCAGUUCUGCUGCCUUCUUCCUAUACAGUAUUGGAGAUGGUGUAGUAAUGCAACACGAUCCAUACAAACUUGAAGAUGAGGCUCAUGACCUCAAUGAACUUAUAGAACAGUCCAAUGAGAAAAAACCUAGGGUACCAGUAAGAAGUGAGAUUAGUUGGAGUCCAGACUUUUCAGUGGUUGCCAUUGGAAAUGAUGAUGGGUCCAUAGAAAUUCUGGAUCUUCCAAACCUCAAACUGAGAGGAACUGUUCAUGUUCAUAAGAAGUUGAUCAAUGCUAUUGUCUGGCAUCCACUGUACACAACGACCUCCAGUGCGGGUUCACCAUACAAGAACCUGAUAGCAACUGGUUCCAAUGAAUCUAGUAUCAAUAUCGUUGAUUUGAAACCAAUAAUUGAAGCAGAUAAAGAUGGAAAAGAACUCCUGAUUAUAACUGAACCGUGGAAGUCCUUGAGAGGUCACUGUCACAGAAUUACCGGUCUGUCGUGGAGUACACACUGUGAUGGAUUCAUAGCAUCAUCGUCCUAUGAUGGACAGGCAAUGGUAUGGAGCAUUGAAACAGAACAGAUGUUAGCAUGUUACCGUGGACACAAGGGGAGGUUACUCACUGUACAGUGGAGUGGUCAGGAAAAGGAUGUUGUGUUUACAGGGGGAGAGGAUUUUUCUUUCCAUAAAUGGAGGUUUACAGAUCACCUACCAUCUGAAACAAAUGUUGUUCGAAAAAAAAGAGUAAAGACACGAGGAGGAAAAAACAAAAAAGCAACAGAUGGAGCUACUGAGCAGGAAGAUGCAGAAAAUGUUGUCAUGGUCAAAGAAAAUGGGUUGGAUCUGAAUGCAGACGAGAAAGAGUCAAUGGAAGCUCUGAUAAAAAGCAAGAAACAAGCACUGCAAAAACAGGAAGUAGAUGAGAAGGGAGAUAAUUCUCAAGGUUCAGUAAAUAAUGAUGAAGAAGUGUUGAAAAGCACGUCAUCACCCAAAGCAGACGACAAUACAGGGUCAGAGGUCACAUCCGUGUCCAAGGAAGCUCAUUCUGCCAAUAGUGCUAAAGUUACUGAAGUUCAGCCUGAAUUUACUAAAAUAAAGGAGAGAAAAGUUCUAAAACCUUAUAGCCAAACUCAUGGAAAAGAACCAAAGAAAAAACCAUGGAAACCGAAAUCCUUUUUCCCGUUGUCUGGUAGGAAAGAGGCUAGAGGAAAAGAACCAGUACUGAACGACAUUUUGAUCCUGGCCAAGCAUAUAUUUGGUAAAUUAACACCUGAAGAGGUUAAUGAUGUUGAGGGGGAGGAGUUGGCUCAUUUGGGAUUUUUCCUGGACAGAAAAGCCAUGUACAGAUGUCUUAACCUAGAAGGCCAGUAUCACAGAGAAAAUGAUAACAUGGAUUAUUUUUAUCAGCUUGAAAUCUGGAAGGGAAACAUCUCUGGAGCGCUCAGGAUAGCAAGAGAAAGAGAAGAACUUUCAGACUGGCUUGUUGCUAUGGCACCAAUGGCUUCAUUUGAAUCAUGGGUAACUGUUUGCACAGAUUAUGCUAUACAGCUGGAAUUGGAGGGACAGUACCACAAAGCUGUGUCCUACCUGUUGGCAGCACAUAAAGUCUACGAUGCUAUAGACCUCUUCAAGAAACAUAGACUCUUCAAGGAAGCUAUAGCCUUGGCAAAAGUUAGAUUAUCUCCCUUUGACCCUGUGUUGGAAGAUUUGUAUACGUUGUGGGCACACCAGCUGACUAAGGAUGGAAACUACGAACAAGCAGCUAAAUGCCACUUGGCUAUGAGGCAGGUUCAGGAUGCUGCUAACCUUCUGGCUCGUAGAUAUAACCAGCCAAGCCUCCGUACCGCCUCCCAUGUCUGUAUGAUAGCUAAAGACAAACAGCAGGGGUUGGUGUAUGCCCAGAAAGUGGUCCAACAGUACCUUAUACAGAACCAGUGGAAAGAGGCAUACAGCUUCCUCAAGGAAGACAAGCAUCUUCAGUUGUUAUCUGCUGUAACAGCUAUGCAUGAGUUAUUAGCAGUAGAAAUAACAAAAUGCAGUGAUGAUUUGAUCACUGUAGAAAAGGACAACCUGACUGACUGGUCAGAGAAACUUCAAGUUACUCCCAUUUUACCAGAUUUCAUUUUAGACCCAGAUGAAAAUGAUCCAAUAUCACCGUGGCAACCAAACAUUGUUGAAGGGCACACAUUUCCCCACCAUGUUUUGAGAAUCUGGUAUGGUAACCUAGGCAUAACCAUGGAUACCAAUAGUCUUGAGGAAAUGUAUAAGUCAUUGAGUGUGUUGCAUGCUGGGAGACAAGCUCAAACAGAACUGCCACAAUUACUGGUACAGAUCAGUAUAGACCUAGUCCUGUGUCUGCUGUCCUUGUUGAUGUCAGAGACUCCCAUGGCAAUCUCACAUCUGCUGAAAGCUGUCAGCAGUCUACAUGAAGCUAAUCACUUACAAGUAAUGGAAAUAUUGCUCAAAUUGUUCCUUCCACAGGGGCCAAAAUAUAUGCUGAAGUUACAACAGGAGAUUACUGCCAUGAGGGUUGUUAUUAGUAUGGAGAAUAAUAUUGACUUUGAUACGUCAAAAAUGCACACGAUCAAACGUUACAUGUCGGAACUAAAAGACGAGGACUCUGUUUCAAAUGGAGGCUUACGAUGCAGGGAGUUAGACUGCCUUAGAGCUUAUUAUUUUGUGGCCAUUUUGAAUUAUUUACGAAAGAAUUUAGGCAAAAAAGAGGAUGAUCGAAAGGAAAGUGAAAACUCAAAUUUAGAAAUCAAAAGUGAAAGUAAGAGCGAUGUGCAGGAGGUUGUUAAAAUUGAUUCAGGUGAAAAUAUACAAGGUAUUAGGGAAUGUGAAAAUAACAAUUCAAAAACUGAAGAAAUCUCUGAUACGAAAAGUGAUCAAAUGGCUAAUGUCGGUAAAGAAAAUUCAGAAGUGAGCAUUCAGUUGGAAAGUGAAAAUUUGCCUUCUACAUCUGAUAGUAGUACAAGCUGUUUGGCUUCACAUUCUGAUACUAGCAUUAGCCUAUCUGGUCAGCUUGAGAACAUUAAAUCAUCUGAUACAGAAGAAAAUUUGGCUGAAAAAAUCAAAUUUUACGUUAAGAUUGAUGACGAAGCGAAUCCAGUGGGUGGAUCAGCUGAUCAAAGUUUAGUGAGUGGAAUAGGUGCAAGGCCAAAAACCUUUAGAUUUAUGUCUUUUGAAACCCCAGAGUAUCGUCUCAGUGUUUCGAAGCUUUCACAUGUGGCUCGCGGUUUACUUUGGGAUAUACAAGGCAAACGAUAUGCACUUACUGAAACAUUAGGUUAUAUAUACAAGGGAAUUUCUCAACUUUUGCUGGAUUUAAAACCUAGUUCAAUAUCACCAUCACCUUCGCAAGCGGAAGUUAAUUCUCAAACCAUGUCAGAAAUUCUUCCUCUGGACCAUCAGGCAAUACCAACGUCAAAUCCCGAAUUUCAAGGAGAAUCUAUGUCUGCAAGAUCGUCUAUUGGAUCAUUAAUUGAAAUGCAGGGGUCGGCUAUGGGUAAAAAACGUCAUUCCAGUGAACCUGUCAUUCAAAAACCUCAAGUACACGAGAAACUAGAAAUGUGCCAUCGUUCAGCAUCAACAGGAAGUCAACCAAGUCUGGAAACUAUGUCUCUUCAAUACUCCAGCAUUGAUAAAGAUCUAAUUGAGGAUCCUGAUUUAUACAUGUCGUCUGAUUGGUUGAUCAAGUCACGGAAGGUCUUAUGGGAGGAUGAACCUCAUCAUCCAUUAGCAAUAGUGCAUUCUGGGAAAGAAAAUUUAACCAGCAUUAUUAAUCCUAAUAAAUACAUUAAUGUGCCUGAUGAAUGGUACAACAUGCCUGCUGAUCAAAAAUAUACAAUGAAAUAUGUUACCAUGGCAAUACUAAAAGAGGAACAGGAGUACAUGAUGCAGGAGUUGAAGAAUGGUCCUGAUGCCAUACAGACACCAUUUCCUAACCCAAUGGAUUCUGUGAAACUGUUGCUAGUGAUGUGCGGAAAGAGCGAUUCCCUGACAGAAAACGAGAGACAUAUGUUUGCAGAGAAAAUAGUCACAUGGGCCAUGAAAUAUGCUGUGUCCUCACAACAGAAAGACUCUAUAAUAGAUCACAUGCAUCAAGCUUUGACUCAUUUGUAAAAUAUUGUACCAAAAAUUCAUAAAUCGUGUAUAAAUUCGAACAUUUACUGUGACUAUGGCAAUAGGAAAAAUUCAGAACCAAAAGUUUAAAUUAUAGAUGCUGUGCAUUUCUCGAUAGUCGAUUACACUUUGCCUUCUGUAAUAAGGCUCAUUUAGUCAUUAAGACCACAAAAUUUAAUAUAUAUAAAAAAUUAAUGCCCUUGUUUAACAACUCUUGAAAAAACAUGGCAAAGAUUUUCAAAUUUACAGAAUGGACUUAAAGUAAAUUAUUGUUUACAAAUAAAGAUUAUUUUUAUGGUCAAUGAACAUUUAUUUGUGAGCUGCAGAAUCAAUUUCUAUUACAAAACAAGCUGUAAAUAUCAGGCAUUUCAUUAAGAGACAACAUCUAGUACUUUUACUCUCUAAACUUCUGAUUAGGUCCACUUCAGUUAUGAAAUUUUCAUAGUGUUCAUAGCAUACCUGGAAAAGGACUUUCUUCGAACACAAAAAGUUCUAGUCCAUGUAAUAGAUAAUGAACCCAUGGUAUAAAGUUGUGAGCAGAUUAAAAUGUCUUAUGUCAUAUGUCUUAUGAGCGUGUAAUGAAAAAAAUCUCCAGUAUAAUUUCUAUGUCGUCUUAAUUGCCAUGGUCACAUGGUAUACAUCAGUCAUUUUCACACAUCGAUAGAAUUAGAAUUAUGUCAGAGAGACAAUAAACUAUAUGUAUGUUUCUUGACGCUAUAUAGAACAAUUUUGUAUCAUCUAUAUGUCCAUCAUUUUUGAAGUGCAGGGAAGCCAUUUAACCAAUUGGAAACUUUUACCAUAAAAAUGAAACAUUUAGUAUUUUUGGAAAAUAUUUUGCAGGUCUUACUGACAAUAAAUACCAAUGCUCCGUGUUGAAGGCCGUACCUUGACCUAUAAUGGUUUACUUUUAUAAAUUGUAACUUGGAUGGAGAGUUGUCUCAUUGGCACUCAUACCACAUCUUCCUAUAUCUAUAUAUGUUAUCUUCACAAAAAGCAUAGGUGUCAACUUUUCAGCAGUCACUGGGAGCAGCCAGAUAUUUAAAUGGAAAAUUGUUGAACUUCCUUUAAAAACAAAUAUCGAGACAAGGAGUCAAAAGUCCCACUUUAGAAAAAGAAAAAAAAAUUCAUAUUUCUUUCUUUUUCAAUCUCAUUUCAUUUAAAUAAAUGUUUGGCGGCCAAACAAGUUUUGUAAAAUCCUGUUCAAUAAAUUAAAUAUUGUCAAAUAUUUUUUGGCAGAAUAUAUCAUGUAUAUUCCCCUAAACUUCUAUAUAUAUAUGAUUUGUAGGUAAUGACCUAUUAUUUGAUUCUAUGGUAACUUUUCCAUUGUUAAAUUUGUUUUUUAUUUUUUAAACUCCUUUUACCUAAACUUUUUUUAUGACAAAUUUAAGAUCUGUAUGAUAAUUUUGCACUAAAUUUUAAGCCUUAUGGAAUCACACCACUAAUUCAUGGACCCAUUACUUCCAAUGUUAAAUCCCUCAAUUUCAAGCAGGCUCUUUUGUCUUUAGUUCAAAUAAAGUGACAAUCAUUGCAUGUCAAAGCAAUAUCUUAUGGUGUCUUGCACUGAAAAAAUCAACAUACUUUUAAUUGCAUUUAAGAGGGAACUUCGAAUGUACCAAAACAGAUACUUCAGAUCUGACAAACAGGCAAUACGUACCCUCCUUUUAAAAUUUCAUGCAAUUUUUUUAUUAUUCAAAAUUAUAAGUCAAAAAGCCUUCGACAAUGUCUGCUUUCAUUCGAUACCAAAAUUAAUGAAAUACAUACUUUGAAAGUUACACCCAUGCGUAGGAACUCUUUUGUGUUAAAUAUGUAUUUCUUUCUGGUAUGUGCUUUCUCACCGGGUCCCAAUAAGUGGUGUUACACCUUUUGGCCCCUUCUUCUUUAUGUAAAAAAAAAAUUUCUAAGAGGGAGAUGUUUAACUUUUGAGGUUUGAUUAGUUGACACCUAUGAAAAAAUACUGGAUGUCUUCAAGUGCCUUUUUUGGAAUGUCCAAACUGUUGAUUUAUUACCUGUACAUUUAAACGAAUAUCAAAUCAUUUUAUGUCUUUUUGGGGUUGUGUAUGGGGAAGUUUGAGCUUAUAAAUGAAGCAAACCCACUUAUAAAAAAGUUAAAAACACAUCUUUUUUGUAGAAGGAAAAAUGUAAUUUUAAAUGAAUUGCUCAAAAUGAUUAAACCCAAGUGAUAAAAUAUAAGUGCCUUUUUUUAUUGGACUGCAUUCUGCACAAUUAACAGUCAUUUGAAAUAGAGAAUGAGUCUCAUUUUAUUUUAGAUUGUCAAAAACAUACAUUUUUGUGGGUUUAGAUAGAAUUUUUUUAUAAGUUAACAAGACAAUUUCAUGAUAUUUUUUUUUUGCUGCAAUGAUUAUGUGAAGACAUUCUUUGAAGGAAGUUGAGUUUUAUACUCUUCUAUCACUAAACAUAUGAUGAACAUUCAGCUAUAUCAUUGGACUUCUUUUGGUAUACGACUCUUACUGCAGGAAAAGACCUGAAAAGUUUUGAAAAAGUCUUUUAGUGAGAAAUUUUCUUUGUUAGGGACACUUUUCACAAAAAUCUUACAAUUGAUCUUGAGAUAUACUGAAAUGUUCAUGUCUUGCAAAUUUUUAAGAUUUUAUGUGAAAUGAGGUGUUGACCUUGUUCUAUCCCAGUUGCUCACUAUGUACAAGUUUAUCAUAUUCUUUUAUUAACUUUUUCUAUAUACACUUUUUUCAGUGUUUAAAUAGCUAUGAUGGGUUCUAAUAUGAAUUUGUUUAUAAUCAUUUUAUUUUGUGGACUCAAAAGUUAGUCAUUCAGAAUUGUCUUGGAUUACAGAAGUAAAUAAAUUACAUGUGGAUACAGAAUCUCUAGGUAUUAACUCCCUUAGUAUACCUAAGGUUGUUGGCAAUUCUUUUCAGGCUAAAUUUUUCUACCAAAUUGCUCUUCAUGUAUAAAUACUUGCCGGUGAUUCCAUGUGCUAAAUUUUAGUGUUUCUGAUCCUAAAAAUGUUUGAAAUACAAUGAAUUAUAUUUUUUCUUUAAUUUGGAUAAGUUUGCUUUAAUUCAAAAUUCAACAACUUUCUAUAGUAGUUUUAUGCUCCAUCCUGUUGUAGCCUCCCAGUAUAAAAGUGCUUUGUUAUUCACAUUUGUAAAUAUACCAUAACAAAAAAGUGUCUUCACUCUAAACAUGACAUUGUUACAACACAUUGGGGAUAAACAUGACAUUGUCAAAACACAUUGGGAUAAACAUGACAUUGUCAAAACACAUUGGGAUAAACAUGACAAUGUCCUAACACAUAGGGAUAAACAUGAAAUUUAUAUAACACUGUUACACAUGGGGAUAGACAUGUUAUAUUGUUGUUACUGCUUCAUUGUUGUGUUAAUUAUGACUGAAAUAAAAUUAUUGAAUUUGU